AUGAAGCUCCUCUACCUUGCCCUACCUCUGCUAGGUUCCCUCGCGAUUGCACAGUCACUUGUAGAAGAUGCUUGUCAGUGUCCCCAGGUCAGGUGUCCCGAUAGUCUUACCUAUGAAGGAUGCAGGUGUAUCAACAUAGCUGAACUGAAAUGCAAAAUACGAUGCCCGAAAUACAAUAUGACAAGGCUGAGGCUAUGCCCUAGAAAAACCACAACUCCAGUCAGCACUCUACCGACCCCAAGUUUACCGAUUCUGGGCAUACCAACGCCAGCUCUACCCACGCCAGCUCUACCGACGCCAGUUUUACCGCAAGGCCCACAGCUCUCUGAUACUCCUCGCAUUCCAGGCUGCGUAUGCGAAGAGAUGAUGUGCAUUCAAAGCUACCCUGAUUCCUGCCACUGCGCGUACGGCAUCGCGAAGACAUGCUGGCAGAAAUGUGGUGGCCCCUCCCCAGGCCUCAAUACCUGCCCACCCCUUGGCAGCAGCCCAUUCGAUGGCCCAGUAAAGCGAGCUGCAGCACCCGAGCCACAAACUACCCCGAAAGAGUCCCCAGUGCCCACUCCUGUAAACCUCCCUGCAAUUGUUUCCGAGGUUCGUGCCCCCCUCGCAUCUGGAGCGGCCUCCCCGACCAAAAAGUGCCGAUGCGAAUCCCGCAAGUGCAUCCAGGCCUUCCCCGCAAGCUGCGUCUGCGACAACGCCAACAAACACGCCUGCUGGAAGAAGUGUGGCGGUGCGAAGCCGGCCUUUGGGUCAUGCUCGAGACCCACAAAACCCACAAAACCCAUCCCAACACCAACACCAACCUCAGACCGCAAAGUCCAGAUCUGCGGCGGCGGCCGCGCAAACACAAACCUCUGCCCCACCGGCUACACGUGCAUCAACGACCCCUACAAAUCCGGGUGCGGCCUCGAGUGCGACGGAACCGGUAUCUGCGUCAAGGAGAAGCUGUGCGGCGGAUUUGCCGGAUUCAAGUGCGAUGGCACGGGGCAGGUUUGUGUAGAUGAUCCCAGGGACGACUGCAGUCCUGCGACCGGAGGCGCGGAUUGUGGAGGUUUGUGCGUGUGGCCUCCCGCGCUGAGGUUGAAUUGA
Molecule: messenger RNA, 1089 nt
Organism: Ascochyta rabiei
Lineage: Eukaryota; Fungi; Ascomycota; Dothideomycetes; Pleosporales; Didymellaceae
Exons: 4
Coding region: 1-1089 (362 amino acids)
Source: RefSeq, a predicted model, not a curated record